AAUCUUGUGUUGACAGUGUUGUGGUUUUUCCUUGGUAAAACCAAAUCAAAGCUUCAAUUUGCUCUGAAGAUUUGACCCGUGCUUCAUUUCCUGGGGGAGGGAGAGAGAAGCAUGGCGCUGAAAGUAUAUGGUGAUCGAAUGUCCGAACCAACUCGUGCAGUUCUAAUCUUCUGCAAAAAAAACGGGAUAGAUUUUGAGGAAAUUCUUGUAGAUGUCUUGAAAGGUGACCAAUUUUCCCCAAAAUAUAAAGCAAUAAAUCCCAUGAACCAAAUUCCUGCAAUAGUUGAUGGACAAUUGAAGUUGUUUGAAAGUCAUGCGAUUCUUAUCUACUUAUGUUGUGCGUUUCCAGGAGUAGCUAGUCACUGGUAUCCUGGUGAUCCAGCCAAAAGAGCUAAGAUCCACUCCAUUUUAGAUUGGCAUCAUUCUUAUCUUCGACGUGGUGCAGCUGGACUUGUAUUCAACAGUAUCCUAGCACCACUAAAUGGCAUGCGUUCAUAUCCUCAGAUAAUCAUUCAAGCUGAGGAGAUUCUGUUGAGAUCUUUGUCUAAAUUAGAAAAUGUUUGGUUAAAAGAUGGAAGCUUUUUGGGUGGAAGCUCUCAACCUUCAAUUGCAGAUCUCAGUUUAGCAUGUGAAGUCAUGCAACUUGAGCUUUUGAGCGAGAAGGAUUACCAUAGGAUCUUAAGCCCUUACAAAAAAGUCAAGAAAUGGAUUGAAGACACAAGGAGUGCAACUGCACCUUAUUUUGAUGAAGUUCAUGAGCUUCUCUUUGAAUCCCCAAAAAGGGAUUCGAGAGAAAAUGGUGAUACAUUAUGGGAAAAAUAAUGCAAGAUCAAAGUCAAAGAUGUGAGAUGACACAUAAGGGUAUAUGAAUCAUAAUCACUUAAUUUUAUCUUCUUAAUAAACCUUGUUGUUUGUUGAAUAGAUAACGUAAUGUAAC
This is a messenger RNA of Lactuca virosa, 937 nucleotides long. The record is from the annotation of a GenBank genome assembly. Lineage: Eukaryota; Viridiplantae; Streptophyta; Magnoliopsida; Asterales; Asteraceae.